Messenger RNA from Nipponia nippon (crested ibis), 2832 nucleotides. The record is from RefSeq and is a predicted model, not a curated record. Lineage: Eukaryota; Metazoa; Chordata; Aves; Pelecaniformes; Threskiornithidae.
AUGAAAGAGAAGUCCAAAAAUGCUGCCCGGACUAGACGGGAGAAAGAAAACAGUGAAUUUUAUGAACUGGCUAAAUUACUACCCCUGCCCUCCGCUAUCACCUCGCAGCUGGACAAAGCAUCCAUAAUCAGACUCACCACCAGCUAUUUAAAAAUGAGGGUGGUUUUUCCAGAAGGACUUGGAGAAGCCUGGGGGCACUCUAGCCGAACCAGCCCGCUGGAUAAUGUUGGACGGGAACUGGGAUCCCAUCUUUUGCAGACGUUGGACGGUUUCAUAUUUGUCGUGGCUCCGGAUGGCAAGAUCAUGUACAUCUCGGAGACCGCCUCGGUGCACCUGGGCUUGUCGCAGGUAGAGCUGACCGGCAAUAGCAUUUACGAGUACAUCCACCCCGCCGACCACGACGAGAUGACGGCGGUGCUCACGGCCCACCAGCCCUACCACUCGCACUUUGUGCAGGAGUACGAGAUCGAGAGGUCCUUUUUCCUGAGGAUGAAGUGCGUCCUGGCCAAGAGGAACGCGGGCCUGACCUGCGGGGGCUACAAGGUCAUUCACUGCAGCGGGUACCUGAAGAUCCGCCAGUACAGCCUGGACAUGUCCCCCUUCGACGGCUGCUACCAAAACGUCGGCUUGGUCGCCGUGGGCCACUCGCUGCCGCCCAGCGCCGUGACGGAGAUCAAGCUCCACAGCAAUAUGUUCAUGUUUCGGGCCAGCCUAGACAUGAAGCUCAUAUUUUUAGAUUCCAGGGUAGCUGAGCUAACAGGUUACGAGCCCCAGGACUUGAUAGAGAAGACCCUUUACCACCACGUCCACGGCUGUGACACCUUCCACCUGCGAUGCGCGCAUCACUUGUUGCUGGUGAAAGGGCAAGUGACCACCAAGUACUACCGCUUCCUGGCCAAGCACGGCGGCUGGGGGGGGGGGGAGAGCCACGCCACCAUCGGGGAACACACCGGCUGCUCAGCGGGGCCUCGGGACGCCCUGCCGGCGGCGGAAAAAAAACCCCCGCGGCGCCGCGGCCCCCCGGCCGCGCUCCGGCGGGAUGUCCCCGCCGCCCGGCAGCGGGGCUCGGGGAGCCCCGGCGCUCACCGCCCCCCCAAAACGGCGCCGCAGGGGAGCCGGCUUCCCCCUGAGGAGCGGUACCCAAGCAGCGCGAUUCCUCCCCCUCAGCUGAGUUUUCGUUGGCGGCAGCGUCCUUAUAUUUUCGUGCAUUAUAAAUCCUAUAUCUACUGCAGUUCCUUAAGGAUGAUAUUGGAUUAUUCCAGUAAACCAAGAGCAGCUGAGAUGUGUGUGUGUGUGUGUGUGUGUGUGCUGCGGGUUCCUCCCAGACUUCACCCACCCGGGACCGGGUGCGUGGCAGAGCCGCUGGUGCGGCGGCCGUUCCUGGCAGAGGCACAGGUCUGCCCGCUGCAGCCUCCUCCUGUUAGAAACCCGGCUAGGAAAAAAAGUGCUUACGGGAAGAGAAAGCCAAACCUUUGCCUAUCGACUCUCGUGUCUGGAAGCCGAGGAGAAAGCAGAAGAGGUGCAAACUGGGAUACUGAAUAUAAAGGACUACAGCUCUCCCUGGAUCAGGUCACUGCUACCAAGCCGGCAUUCUCAUACGCAAAUUCAACUCCGACCAUAACGGAUAAUAGAAAGGGAAGCAAAUCUCGCCUCUCGAGCGCAAAGUCAAAAUCAAGGACAUCACCAUACCCACAGUAUUCUGGAUUUCACACUGAGAGAUCUGAGUCUGAUCACGAGAGCCAGUGGGGUGGGAGCCCCCUGACCGAUACAGCUUCUCCGCAGCUAUUGGAGUCCGUAGAGAGACCGAGCUCCCAGCACCACGAUGUCUCCUGUGCCUACAGACAGUACUCAGACCGCAGUGCUCUCUGCUACGGUUUUGCACUUGACCACUCCAGGCUGACCGAUGACAGACAUUUCCAUACUCAGGCCUGUGAAGGAGGCAGAUGCGAAGCUGGCCGGUAUUUCCUUGGCACUCCGCAGCCAGGAAGGGAGAGCUGGUGGGGUUCUCGUUCAGCAUUGCCCCUGACUAAGUCGUCCCCUGAGAGCAGAGAGGCGUAUGAAAACAGUAUGCCCCACAUAACGUCAGUGCACAGGAUUCAUGGGAGAGGACACUGGGACGAGGACAGUGUUGUUAGCUCACCUGACCCUGGCUCUGCCAGUGAAUCAGGUGACCGAUACCGUACUGAGCAAUAUCAGAGCAGUCCGCAUGAGCCCAGCAAAAUUGAAACUCUAAUAAGAGCCACCCAGCAAAUGAUUAAAGAGGAAGAGAACAGACUACAGCUGCGGAAAACAACCCCUGAUCCACUGGUCUCCAUUAAUGGCACAGGGAAGAAGCACGCUAUCUGUUUUGCAAACUACCCUCAGCAGCAGUUGGCAGGGGAUGUCUGCCGCGUCCCGACGGUUGCCAACACUCCUCCCUGUGAACACAUCCAGCAACAAGAUGGAAAGAUUAUGAGCCCACACGAAAAUGACUAUGACAACAGCCCCACAGCACUGUCUAGGAUAAGCAGCCCCAGUUCUGACCGAAUAUCAAAAUCUAGUUUGGUACUAGGUAAAGACUACCUGCAUUCAGACAUGUCCCCUCAUCAAACCCCAGGGGACCACGCAGCAGCCUCUCCAAAUUAUUACAGCUCCCACAGGCAGUACUUUGAUAAGCAUGCUUACACAUUAACUGGAUAUGCCCUGGAGCAUCUAUAUGACACUGAAACCAUUAGAAACUAUUCACUAGGCUGUAAUGGAUCACACUUUGAUGUGACUUCUCACUUAAGGAUGCAGCAAGAUCCAGCACAAGGACACAAGGGAACAUCUGUUAUAAUAACCAAUGGAAGCUGA